Drepanopeziza brunnea f. sp. 'multigermtubi' MB_m1 is the source of this 2451-nucleotide messenger RNA. RefSeq lists its product as uncharacterized. Gene Ontology annotation, molecular function: manganese ion binding; metalloaminopeptidase activity. The record is from RefSeq and is a predicted model, not a curated record. NCBI's taxonomy places the organism in Eukaryota, Fungi, Ascomycota, Leotiomycetes, Helotiales, Drepanopezizaceae. Gene Ontology annotation, biological process: proteolysis.
AUGUCCUCACGGCGCUCGAUAAAGGGUGCGGGUACCUUCAGUCCUCCAGAAACCACACCAUCUAUCCACGAUUCCGCCGAUUCCUUCUCCUACUCCUUGCCGCCCAGACCAAAUCCCUCCGCAGACACCGGGCUCACCAUCGAGACCAACAGCGACGCCGGGUCAGUGCCGCCCUCGCCAAACAGCAUGGACGUGUUUACCAUCAGCCCAAUCGUAGCCCUGAAGCUUCUCUGCGCAGGAAUCGAAGUGCUCGUCAAGUUCACUGGAGAUAUCCCGCCUACGCCGCCCCCAGCGUUCACCACACCACCAAACAUGCGCGGCAUGCAAGCAGAGAAGGAAAUCAUUGCCCGGAGCAACUCCUACAAGAACCUUGCCGACCUGCACCAGCGUCCAAGAACACCGUCAAGCUCGAGUGCUAGCUCGGAAGGCAUAGACGGUGAAGACUUUCGAAAGACUCCUCUGAGCAGCCCUGCGGUUGCGCCGACAGAGCCAUACAUUAUCAUUGGUGAUAAUGCCGAACCUCUCAAUAUCCAGCACGGAGCUAUCACUCGGAAAUUCUACUCGAAGCAGCCACCGCCGAUAUCCCUGGAAGACUACCUGAUGCGCAUACACAAGUUCUGUCCCAUGUCUGUGGCUGUGUAUCUCGCAACCAGCUACUACAUCCACAAACUCGCUGUCGACGAGAGAGCCAUCCCUGUCACGCGUCGCAACUGCCACCGUUUACUGUUGGCAGGUCUCCGGGUGGCUAUGAAGGCUCUGGAAGAUCUCAGCUACCCUCACGCGCGAUUUUCCAAGGUUGGAGGAGUAAGCGAAAGUGAGCUGGCGAGACUGGAGAUUAGCUUCUGCUUCCUUACCAACUUCGAGUUCAAGACUAGCAAGGAAACGUUGCUGGAUCACGCUAUUGGCUUAAAGGAGAUUUCAUCACUGCAAGGUGCCAUGAACUUCGUCCCGAAGAUGCCGUUAAAGUCCCGGAAGAAGUCGAGCCAAUUUACCAACAAAGGAUAUCUAGAGAGAGCGUCACCCAAGGAAAAGUCAAGGACAAUACAGCACCCCCCUCUACUCCUCUACUCUACAAGAAUGGCGGACUUCGAAGCCGUCCUCGCUGGGAAAUACCCUGGCAAAGCGCACGCCAAAAAAGUCGUUGAAUGGAUGCGCAAGAGCAUUCCAGAUAUUACUGGUAUACUUUACCUUGAAGGUCAAAAGACCCGUAUGCUUGAGGAUAAUGAUGGCGAGGCCCCAUUCAGACAACGUCGCUACUUCUACUAUCUGACUGGAUGUCCUUUGCCGGACAGCUACUACACCUACGACAUCACCACCGAGAAAUCCACGCUCUUCAUCCCUCCCAUCGACCCGGAAUCCGUGAUUUGGUCCGGGCUUCCCAUGUCCCCAUCUGAAGCUUUAUCCAAAUACGAUGUCGAUGAGGUCCGCACUACAGACGAAGUAGCUGCCUCCCUCGCUCAUCCAGCUGAAGCCGUGUGGGCGAUCGAGAACCAAGUCAGCGAUCAUGUCACGUUCUUGCAGUCCCAGAAGAAGGAUUUCAAGAAGUUGAAGGAGGCGAUUGAGGAGUGUAGGGUGGUGAAAGAUGGGUAUGAGAUCGCGUUGACAAGGAAGGCAAAUGCGAUUAGUACUAUUGCUCAUACGGCAGUUUUGAAGGCUGUAAAGAGUGCUAAGAACGAGAGGGAGCUGGAAGCACUCUUUAUUCAGCACUGCAUCGCAAACGGAGCCCGCGAGCAAGCCUAUCACUCCAUCGUAGCGAGUGGCACUGCGGGUGCAACACUACACUACGUUGAUAACGCUCAGCCGCUGGAAGGGAAGCUUAACUUGCUGUUAGACGCAGGGGGCGAGUAUCAAUGCUACGCCUCAGAUAUCACGCGCACCUUCCCCAUCUCCGGGACCUUCACUUCGCACUCCCUCUCCAUCUACAACAUUGUCCUGCGCAUGCAGCUCCGCUGCAUCGCCCUCCUUCGCGCCGGCGUCAUCUGGGACUCGGUACACCUGCACGCCCAUGAAAUCCUUAUCGAGGGCCUCCUAGACCUUGGUAUAUUCAAGGGUAAAAAGCAGGAUAUCUUGAAAAGUAGGACUAGCGUAGCCUUUAUGCCGCAUGGGCUGGGCCACUACCUCGGAAUGGACACGCAUGAUACUGGAGGUCACGCCAACUACUCCGACCCAGACAGUAUCUUCAGAUACUUAAGGGUGCGAGGUUCUUUGCCUGCGGGGGCGAUUAUCACUGUCGAGCCUGGCAUAUAUUUCUGCCGCUUCAUAAUUGAGCCCUACCUCGUUGACCCUACACAUGCCCAAUACAUCGACGCCGAGGUGCUGGAACAGUACUGGGAUGUAGGUGGCGUACGAAUUGAGGAUAAUAUCUUGAUUACGGAGGGCGGGUAUGAGAAUCUGACAACGGCCGUCAAGGAUGUGGAGGGGAUGUUGCGUUUAAUCAAUGGGUCGUCUUAG